This is a messenger RNA of Ochlerotatus camptorhynchus, 4474 nucleotides long. It is a transcript of the gene Oseg6, whose product is annotated as intraflagellar transport protein Oseg6. Gene Ontology annotation, biological process: cilium assembly; intraciliary retrograde transport. NCBI's taxonomy places the organism in Eukaryota, Metazoa, Arthropoda, Insecta, Diptera, Culicidae. The transcript is spliced from 11 exons. The record is from RefSeq and is a predicted model, not a curated record. Gene Ontology annotation, cellular component: intraciliary transport particle A; cilium. Bases 247 to 4338 code for a protein of 1363 amino acids. Gene Ontology annotation, molecular function: protein binding.
AGUGAAGGUUUUAUGCUUCGAUGCUAUUUUUUGUUCUCCGCAACCAUAGCAACCUGUCACUGUGGAAAGCGGUAAACAGAAAAUUUUCAUUACUCGUCAGAACAGAUUCCUCCCUUUGCGGGACGACGAAACAGUGGCAGAUUUAUAAGUGAGAAAUUGAUUCAAGUUGGCGAAAUUGGUGGAAAAAUGAACUCGAUUUAGGCUGAUCCCGGUGCAAAGUGAGCAUAAAACGCAACAGACAACGCGAUGAGCGGGGAUAAGGUUCUCUAUCGAAACGAGGAACCGCACGGUCAGGGCGAUGUGUACUUCCUGUGGCAGACGGGUGGUUCGGCCCAACUGAUGGCCACCACCGGGAGCGAUGGGACGGUGGCCGUUUUCAAUCGGCAAGGGCUGCUGAUGGAGAGGAUUGUACUGCAGGGUCUUUGCGCGGGAUUUGCCUGGGACAAAGAUGGAGACGUCCUGGCAGUAAUCACCCAGAGCUCACCACAGCUCAUCCUGUGGGAUUCCAACUCUCAAAAGAAGCAGCACGUUGACAUAGGUCUGCGGGACCCACCGAGCUGUAUCGUAUGGUCCAAACGUGGAUCAUUGCUGGCAGUGGCCACUUCCAGAGGUAACCUCUCGAUCUACAAUCAUGCAACGACGAAGAGGAUUCCCAUCCUGGGCAAGCAUACCAAGCGGAUAACUUGCGGGGCCUGGUCUACGGAACAUGUCCUAGCGUUGGGAAGCGAGGAUAAGUACCUCUCAUUGAGUUCCGAGGAAGGCAAUACGGUGAGGUCGGUUCAACUGCGGGACAAUCCCAGUGAUAUGCACUUUGCCGAGAUGAAGACAGAUGAGCGAGUUCCAGGUGAGAAUACGAUAAGUAUGAUCCUUGGAAAAAGGACGCUGUUCUUGUACCAUCUACCGGAGCCGGAUUCUCCGACGGAACUUGGAUUUCAGCAACGUUACGGCUCGCUGUUGCAGCAUAAGUGGUUCGGAGAUGGCUAUAUAUUGUUGGGCUUCAGCUUAGGUCACGUGGUAGCGAUAUCAACACAUCCCAGAGAGGUAGGGCAAGAAAUGUGGCAAGUUAAAAAUCACAGAGAUUCCUUGAACAGUAUUGCCGUCUGUAAGGAACUUGAACUUGUCGCGUCAUGCGGCGAUAAUAACAUCAAAAUCCACUCGAUGAGCAACCUUCAAGAAACGGUCAAAAUCCUAACCCUACACGAUCAAGCAGGCCUGAAGAACAUUGAGUGGAGCUCCGACGGGCAGCUGCUGGGAGUGACCACAUCUCAGGGUGCAAUUUGCGUAUUUGUGACUAAGCUGCACUCGCUCUAUGCGAUAUCACCGCCUCGGAUAGCGUUGCUGUCCAGCUUGGCGGAAGUCGCCAUUCAUCACUACGCUCCGGACAAGGUCAAGUCGGCUCCGACGACGAUCACUCUGGAGAUUGAACCUUCCUUUCUAGCGGUGGGACCGUACCACUUGGCAUGCGGAAUGAACAAUCACGUCUGGUUCUAUGACCUGGGGCGGACGUUGAACGACAGUCCGCUGCUGUUGGGCGAUCGAGAGUACAUGUCGGAGAUCAAGGAAGUGGCUUUGAGCUCCGAGUACUGCGCAGUUCUUUGCGGAGGGCAGAUCAUGCUUCAUUCGAUCGAAUCUACGAACGAGGCGACCCUGAACCGGGAACCGAAGAUGUUUCCGGACGAAGUCCGGGGAAUGGCCGAGUCGGUGAUCACCUGUAUAGCUCUGACCAAUGAAUUCCUCUGUUUCGCCUCGGAUCUUGGAAAUGUCGUUCACUUUUCCUUGGAACGCUGGUCAACGGUAGUUCAAUUUCGACAUCAGGUAGGUAUUAAAGCCCUUCAUUCGGACCUGGACGGAACGCGGUUGGUGUUCAUCGACGAUCACAACCAUGGCUAUGUGUACAUUUCGGCGACCGAGGAGACCAUACGGAUUCCCGAGUUUCCGAAGCAUGUGGUUGGAGUUUUGUGGGACUUUUCCCAUUCGACGGUGUUCAUAGCAUUCGAUCGGAGUAGCUGUGUGACGUACGCUUUGGUGAGGGCUUCGGUGCAGGGUAAGAGGGUCGAGAAAGUUGGAGUUACCAGUUUGAUAAGCGAUCAGAUGCCGUUGCUGCUGUACGAUGGAGAGUUGUGUCUUCACGGGAGUGGCGGCCGGUUGACGACUAUAGUUUUGGAUACCCACGCGAACAAGCCCGGCAGAGAUGCGAAGGAACAGUUGCGGUCCGUGAGAUUGAUGAGGAAGUACAAUGAAGCUUGGGAGUUGUGCAAUUUGAUGAAUGACGAGGAGGAAUGGAAGCAACUGGGACGAUCGGCCAUAGAGGAUUUGAAUGUCGUGUUCGCCAUCAAGGUCUACCGCAAUAUUGGGAACGUAGCAAUGGUGUACGCACUGGAGGAUAUAGUACAAAUAGAGGACACCAACAGCCUAGCCGGUUUCUGUGCCUUAUUACUGGAUAAGAUCGACGAAGCAAAGACACUGUUCGCCAAGAGUGGAAACCCACAGGAAGCUCUUGAGUUGUGCCGAGAUCUGCUGCAGUGGGAGCAAGCGAUGGCUCUGGCCGGGUCGCUUGCUCCCGAGCAGUUACCAUUCCUGGCCCGGGAGUACGCUCAGCAGUUGGAGUUUACCGGGAGCUAUGCAGAAGCGUUGAUGAACUUUGAGCGGGGUCUCAAAAGUGAUAUUCUACCCGGCUCGGAUGGCGUAAUUGAGCAGGAAGUUCUUGAACAGCACGUAAGCCUUUGUAAGGCAGGCAUCGCCCGUACUAGCGUUAAAUGUGGAGACUACCGAAGAGGCGUUCAACUUGCGCUGGAGUUGAACGACAAAGAGCUAUUUAACGACUGCGGGGAAGCUCUGAUGGCCAAUGGGAACCUCAAUGAAGCGGCUGUACUGCUGGAAAAAGGUGAAAACUGGGACAAGUGCUGUGAGUUGUACAUUACCCUCAAGCAAUGGAAAAAGGUCGAUCACAUUCUACCGCAUGUUACUAGUCUUAAGCUGCAUGCAGCCUAUGCCAAAGCGAAGGAAGCGGAAGGACACUAUGCGGAAGCUAUCAACAGUUACCAGCUGGCGGGGGACCUCGAUAGCGUUGUCCGGAUAUACCUGGACUACCUCUCCGAUCCUCACAGUGCCUCGGAGAUCCUCUUGGAGACGCGAUCUGUCGAGGGAUCAAAACUGCUGUCGAAAUAUUUCGAACAACACGGUGACUACGAAUCGGCGAUACAGUUUCUGGUGCUUUGUGGUUCCAUUUCGGAUGCAUUUGCAAUCGCACAAAAGCAAAACAAGAUCCGCUACUACGGUGAAGUCUUGGAGCAGAGUUCCAGUGCUAAGCCUAGCGAUUACCUUGUACUGGCUACGUAUUUUGAAAACGAAAAGUAUACGCUCCUAGCUGGGAAGUACUACUUCCUAGGGAAGGAAUACUCGAAGGCUUUGAAGCACCUGUUGAAAGCUUCAUCGUUUAGCAACGAAGAAAAUUCAGCUCUUUCGCUAGCGAUCGACUGCGUGGCGUCAGCAAAUGACGAAAAGCUUUCCAACCAGCUGAUUGAGUAUUUGCUCGGAGAGACUGACGGUGUUCCAAAGGAUCCAAAACUUCUGUUCCGUCUAUAUAUGGCCAAGAGACAGUUCAAGGAAGCUGCUAAGGCAGCAAUGAUCAUUGCCAAUCAGGAACAGAUAGCCGGUAAUUAUAGAAGUGCUCACGACCUGCUGUUCUCCAUGUACCAGGAACUUAAGAGGAACAAUCUUACGAUAGCGUCAGAUAUGAAAGCUUCACUGACACUGCUCCAUCGGUAUACGUUGGUGAGGACGCACGUCAAACGUGGUAAUCACCUGCAGGCUGCUCGGUUACUGCUCCAAGUGGCCAAGAACAUCUCACAGUUUCCGUCCCACGUCGUCCCAAUCCUAACCUCCACGGUGAUCGAGUGCCAUCGGACCGGGCUGCGUAAGUCGGCCUUUGAGUAUGCGGUCAUGCUGAUGCGAUCGGAGUUCCGCGGUCAGAUUGAUCCGAAGUACGGCAAGAAGAUCGAAUCGAUCGUACGGAAGGCACCGCGUGGCCAGCUGGAAGACGAAGGAGCAUAUGAAUCCAGUCCGUGUCCGGUGUGUGAAUCGAACCUGCCCACGAUGGAUUUCAUCUGCGGUCAGUGCAAGACGACACUUCCGAUCUGUAUUGCUACGGGCCAACACAUCGUGAAGGAGGAUGUGGCAGCCUGCCCGGAGUGUGAUUUUCCUGCGUUGAAAGUGGAAAUGAUGAAAAUUUUGGAAACUACGGAAAACCAGUGUACAAUGUGCGGGGAAGAGAUUGAGGCUACCCGGCUGGUGGACAUAGACGAUAUUCAGCCGUACAUUGAGGGGGCGGCAACGUGAUCUCAUUUGGCGAAAGAGGGUGAUGCAACCGAUGUGUUGCAUGGCAUUCCGUCGAACCGGUGUACCUUAAUGAGGAAUUUUAUGUGCUUUAAUGUGAGAGUGUCUCAGAUUUUUUUUUCUUCGGAAGAUAUUGUAA